Molecule: messenger RNA, 4399 nt
Organism: Peromyscus californicus insignis
Lineage: Eukaryota; Metazoa; Chordata; Mammalia; Rodentia; Cricetidae
Gene: Rmnd1
Product: required for meiotic nuclear division 1 homolog
Exons: 12
Coding region: 182-1531 (449 amino acids)
Biological process (GO): positive regulation of mitochondrial translation
Source: RefSeq, a predicted model, not a curated record
GGGGAGGAGGUGUGGGCUUCGGCCGGGGCCCGCAGGUGCUAGCCGGGAGUCGAAGCACCUAGGACAAAACACUCCUGACCCCUGGUUGGAGUCAGGGCAUUAGGGGUAGCGGCCAAGAUGCAUGAAGUCACCCCUGAGCUUAGGCAUUGGAAGACGUGCUCGCAAAGCCUGAGAUGUGGUCAUGCCAGCCAAACUUCUCCAAACCCUGGCCUCUUUACACAGUGCAUCAUCCAAGGCACGUCAGUGCAAGAGACUUUCUCAGCUUCCUUUAAAACCGCUUACGGAAUCUGAACGUACAGCAUGCCGCAACACCCUGAAAAUACAGCGACAUUUAGGUUCAUUCUUUCCUAGUGUACCAGCUGACAGUUUAAACAAGCCAAAGAUCCUGGAAAUAAGCCGGAUGAUCUCAAACGCAGGCAGACCCUUUCCCUUAACCGCUGUCCAUUGUCGGGAUGGAAAAGCACACCUACCAACCAUGCGCCCCUUUGGGACUCCCAGGAUAGAGACCCAUAAACCAGAUCUCUUAUGUUCUAAGUGGUUUAUAAAAACAGUGAAAAGGCAUUACUCUAUAUCAACUGAAACACUUGUUCCAAAACAAGACCUUCCACAGAUCAAGAGGCCCCUGAAGGCAUCCCGGACGCGUCAGCCAUCCAGGACCAACCUGCCAGACCUAUCUGUGAAUGAGGACCUGAUGCAGUGCACAGCGUUUGCAACAGCAGAUGAGUAUCACCUGGGAAGCCUGUCGCAAGAGCUGGCCUCCUGUGGCUAUGUGGAAGUGACGAGCCUGCCCAGAGAUGCAGCAAACAUUUUGGUGAUGGGUGUGGAGAACGCUGCAAAGGAAGGUGAUCCCGGAACAAUAUUCCUGUUCAGGGAAGGAGCUACUGUGUUCUGGAAUGUAAAAGACAAAACUGUGAAGCACGUGAUGCAAGUUCUGGAGAGACACGAAACCCAGCCCUACGAAGUGGCUCUGGUUCACUGGGAGAAUGAGGAGCUCAACUACGUGAAAACAGAGGGACAGUCUAAACUGCACAGAGGGGAAAUCAAGUUAAACUCGGAGCUGGAUAUAGAUGACUCCAUUCUAGAAAAAUUUGCUUUCUCCAAUGCUCUGUGCCUCUCAGUGAAACUGGCUAUUUGGGAAGCAACGCUGGACAAAUUUAUUGAGUCUAUUCAGUCAAUUCCAGAGGCACUAAAAGCUGGGAAGAAGGUCAGACUGUCUCAUAAAGAAGUUAUGCAGAAAAUGGGUGAGCUCUUUGCCCUCAGGCACCGUAUAAACUUGAGUUCAGAUUUCUUGAUGACUCCUGACUUCUACUGGGACAGAGCAAACCUGGAGGAGCUUUAUGAUAAGACCUGCCAAUUUCUCAGCAUCACUCGAAGAGUUAAGGUCAUGAAUGAAAAACUUCAACACUGCAUGGAACUAACAGACCUAAUGCGGAAUCACCUGAAUGAGAAGAGGGCACUCCGCCUGGAGUGGAUGAUCGUCAUCCUCAUCACCAUCGAGGUAAUGUUUGAGCUGGGAAGAGUGUUUUUCUGAUCUUGUGAAAAUGAGAAGAAUAUUACUGGAAGAGAUAAUUCAAGUUCUGCAACUGAAAAAAAAUCAGCAUUCACUUCUGGUGAAUUCUUAGGCAAUAGGUAUUUAAACCUUUAAAUCAACAGUCAGUGGGCAUGGGACACACACCUGUAAUCCCAGCACUCUGAAAGCUGAAGCAGGAAGAUGCGUUCCAGCCUAGCCUUGCACUGCACAGGAAACCCAGCUGAGAGGGGAGCCGACUGUGGUGUCGCACACCAAUCUCAGCACUUGGAAAGCAGAGGCAGAGGACUGUCCAAAGUUUGAAGCCAACUGUAACACAGCAGGACUCUGUCUCAAAAUAAAACAAUGUCAUAAUGACCUUUUGCAGCUCUUAAGUAUAUUGUUGCCCAAAUAAAAAUUAUGAAUAUGAUGUUUGGGUCAACAUACUGAAAGUUCAAAAGGAAACUGUUUCAUCAGUUUUAGUGGCCUAAUUUGACUGUUCAUAGGCACACUGCAUCUCAAUAAUCAACCCUUUGUCCUGUAACAUCAAGAAAGCCAAUCUUCCUACAGAUACACUUUAUUAUGUGCAUGACUCAAUGCACUAACCACACCACAAACACAUAAAAUUAAAAAAAAAAACUUGGAAGAUACUUUACCUUCAUGGCCUUUUCAGGCAUAGCUGCCCUCCCCCUUUCUAGUCUACCAAGAUCACACUUUUCACACAUGUGUGUUCACCCAGUAUUACUUUGCACUACAAUGGAAUGUUCAUUUGUUCCUUGGUUAACUGUGUACCCAGACAACACAAGUUCACUGGUACCUUGCUGAUAGUGUCUGCUACCACUGCUGAGUACCUGGCCUUUCUGUUGGGCACACUGCAAAGAUGUAGGAGCUGUGUCCCAGCUGAGAUCCGUCUGUACCCAAUGGUACUCAAAAGUUUUCCAAGGAGCAGGUAGCAUGGAGAGUUCAUAAACUAGCUGUCACGAGCCUGCCAUGACUUCACAAACAGUAGCAUCUCUCAGCCACGCCGGUUGGUCUGCUUCUUAAACCACACGAAAGACAAUUAAACUGGUGAGUAUAGCCUUUUUGAGCCAAGGUCAUUAAGAUUACCUCUGUUAAGAGAUGCCAUGUCUGGGCUGGAGAGAUGACUCAGAGGUUGAGAGCACUGACUGCUCUUCCAGAGGAACUGAGUUCAAUUCCCAGCAAUCACAUGGUGGCUCACAACCAUCUAUCAUGAAAUCUGAUGCCCUCUUCUGGCAUGCAGAACGUUGUAUACAUACAUAAUAAAUAAAUACAUCUUUUAAAAAAAAAAAAGAGAGAUGCCAUGUCUAAAAAUGUUAACAAAUUUGACAAGUGCAAUUAAUUACCUAAACAGGAAAUUGUAACAAUUUCAAUACACUAGUAAAACUAUGUUGCCGGAUAGCUCUGACAAAAUUUAACAUUUAUAAAUGUUGCACAAAACAAAAACAGAUUCUUCACAAAUAUUUAUUGGAUAAAGUUUUAGGGGGAAAAUGCAAUACAAAAGCAGUAGCCAAAGAAAGGAAUAAUGCAGAUUUGAAUAGUUUUCCUGUAUUUCAAUGGAUCAUGGUGGACACUUAUUGAGGUAUUACAUUCCAUUGUCAUGUCUUGUCCCAAUGUUGCACUUGGCAACCACACAGCACUGUAUACCUAUGCCAAUGGUCACUCUUCAUCCAGUUCAGCAGCAUUACAAAUUCUUAUAUAUUACUCUCAACUCCAAGAUACCAUGGAGCAGCUAAGAGCCGCCCCUGCUCUGCAAAGCUUACUGGCAUUGAAGGCAGGAGGAAACCACUGUCAUCUGCUUUAGGGACAGGUACUCAAAGUUGACUGGACAGCCUUAGAUGUCACCAUUUGAAUUUUAAAACAACUUGGAACAGGAGAGAUUUAAAUGUUGCUAGAGUUUUCCUGCCUGACCCACAGUCAGGACAAAUCUCUCUCACCCGCCAGUUCCACAGCCACUCAGACCCGACCAAGUAAACACAGAGACUUACAUUGGUUACAAACUGUAUGGCCGUGGCAGACUUCUUGUUAACUGUUCUUACAGCUUAAAUUAAUCCAUUUCUAUUAAUCUAUACCUUGCCACGUGACUUGUGGCUUACCGGUACUUUACAUCUUCCUUGUCCUGAUGGCGGCUGGCAGUGUCUCCUCACUCAGCCUUCCACUUCCCAGCUCUAUUCUCCUUGUCCCGCCUAUACUUCCUGCCUGGCCACGGGCCAAUCAGUGAUUUAUUUAUUGACCAAUCAGCAACACAUUUGACAUACAGACCAUCCCACAGUAUUUAAAACUUUUAACUUUGCUUCCAUACAAGAGACUUGGGAUUUGCUUAUACAGUAACCAUGUUUUUAAUAUUGGGCUGGCUGGUGUUUAUCAACUAAAGGCUUCUAGAGGACACAAACUAAGAAAAACUAGCCAAGUGCUUCCAUUCAGAUCUACCACUCCUGCCCUAGGGCUGAUCUUGAACUAAAGCCAUGUGUGCUGGUUCUGGUCACCCAGAGCUUUACUUCUAGGCACCACAGGUCAAUCAGGCACCUGGCGGCUCCUGUUUAAGCUUGUUAGAAUCCUCUAACAAUCCCUUUGGGACCCUCUUUGCAUAGCAUGACCCACCAUCCUGGGUCUUCCUGAAAGUGAACGUUUCCCAGAGCAGCCACUUUCUGACCGAGAGUGUGCAAGUCUGGCAAGAAUUGACCGACCCAUCUUCAGACCUCCUCUUAGGCAUCUGAUGCUGGGUGGAAAGCUACCUUUCAUCUCACAGCUGUGUUGCAGUGCUAUGAAGCCACAACUGUGCUGCCUCUUCUGCCAUCAGGGGCUGUUGUCACAAAAACAUCAGCCAGAGGAAGUUUCAUCUCAAUUUACUGUGGUGCUCAAAACCACCCCCCC